Mya arenaria is the source of this 6412-nucleotide messenger RNA. RefSeq names its product ubiquitin carboxyl-terminal hydrolase 20-like. The record is from RefSeq and is a predicted model, not a curated record. Bases 102 to 3203 code for a protein of 1033 amino acids. Lineage: Eukaryota; Metazoa; Mollusca; Bivalvia; Myida; Myidae. Gene Ontology annotation, molecular function: cysteine-type deubiquitinase activity; zinc ion binding. The transcript has 22 exons. Gene Ontology annotation, biological process: protein deubiquitination.
CUAUUUUACCGGAAGUGUUUCUCCGGAAAUGUUUCCAAUUUCGUGAUUUUCAUGAUUUUCUCUUUUUGCGAUAUUAGUCCUAUUUUGGUGAUGAUGAAGUAAUGGCAAGCAAAAUAUCGAGGUGUGCCCAUGUUUCCAGCAUCGGACGAAUAUCAUGGGAGGAAAUUAAGAAAGCACAAACGACUGAGCAUUGUGAUAGUUGUGAGUCCAAAGAAAAGAACUUGUGGUUGUGUCUGAUUGGCAGCUGUUCCUAUAUUGGAUGUGGGGAGUCUGGAAAGGACCACAGCUCACAGCAUGCUGAGAGCCAUAGUCACUGCCUGUCCAUCAACUUAUCCACACUCCGUAUCUGGUGUUAUCGCUGCGAGAGUGAAGUGUUCCAUGACAAAAACAGCCCUGCAUUCAUGAUUCCAGACAAGCCCUCUACAUUGGAGGAAGAAAUGGACGUCCAAGGGGAGAUAACUGCAGAAAACUCUCCUCACCACAGUGUGUUUGGUUUCGAAGACAGUGAGUCAGAACCAGAUGAAGACAUUGGCAUGCACAAUGUUAAACCUAAAGGAUUGACGGGGCUGCAGAAUCUUGGGAACACGUGCUACCUUAAUGCUGCCUUACAAGCACUCUCAAAUUGCCCCCCACUGACAAGAUAUUUUCUUGACUGCCCGGGAUUUGUCCAUCCAGAUAAGUCGCCCCGCAUUAGUACCAGCUAUAUGAAGCUGAUGAAUGAAAUCUGGCAUAGAAAAAGGCCAAGUUACAUGGUACCCAGCAGUGUUGUGAGCGGUAUCAAACUGGUCCACCCCAUGUUCAGGGGAUAUGCUCAACAGGAUACUCAAGAAUUCUUGAGAUGUUUCAUGGACCAGUUACAUGAAGAACUAAAGCAGCCAAUCAAAGAUAACCAUGAGGAUAGGGAGGAGGAGUCAAAUAUUCAUGAGCAUAAAAGCUCACCGGUGAUUGGUCAGAUAAAAAAAGAUGGACAGAUCCCAAUGGAUACUAGCAGCACGAGCAGCCAAUCAGAUUGUGACUAUGAGACAUGUGACUCUGCAUUAGGAAGUGAGAAGGAUUCUGUUAGUCAGAAUGGAUUUAGUGACGAGGAUCAAGGAAAUGAACUGGCUCAUCUUAAUAUUUCAUCAAACUCUCGUGAAUUAAGAUCGCAGAAGAAAACAAGCAAUUCGUUCAGCUCAGAAAGUGGGAUCAGCAGAUCAGAUGAUUUUUCUAACAGGACUUCUAAGCUUAAAGAAAAGAAAGACCAUGCCAAUAGGUCAAUACGUAGUGCAGAAAAUGUUAGCAUUGGUAAUGAUGAUCAGAGGAGUGAUUCUGGGGAAUUUGUAGACGCUGAAUCGGAGCCUGCAAGAGGGCGUGUUCGUGGUAGGAGAAGAGUGUCAGGGUCAUCAGAGAGAGGAGAGGGGCUGGGCAAUAGGUCAAAGGCUAGGCAAAAAUCAGGUUCAAGCUACACUACUCAUUCAGGACCGGGGAAGAAUGUGCAAUACCGGAGUGUGAUAUCAGACAUCUUUGAUGGCAAACUGAACAGCUCAGUGCAGUGUCUUACUUGUGAAAGGGUUUCAACAACUAAGGAGACAUUUCAAGACUUAUCCUUGCCCAUUCCAUCCAAGGAUCAUGUUCAUAUGCUUCAUGCAUCAACCAGUCAUGUUGCCGGGCAGAAACUGAAGGCAUGUAGUGAGGUCCACCAGAGCUGGCUACAUUGGAUGUAUGGCUACUUGAGAAGUUGGUUUAUGGGCCCAAUGGUGAACCUUCAAGACUGCCUCGCAGCAUUCUUUUCAGCAGAUGAACUCAAGGGGGAUAACAUGUACAGCUGUGAGAAGUGUAAAAAACUUAGGAAUGGCUUGAAGUACUCCAAGGUUUUGGAAUUGCCAGAGGUGCUCUGUAUUCACCUGAAGCGAUUCCGCCACGAGUUUUACUCCUCCAAAAUCAGCACCUAUGUCUCAUUUCCCCUAACCAACUUGGAUAUGAAACCUUACCUACACAAAGAUCACACCAGUCAAGUCACUGUCUAUGACCUGGUGGCUGUCAUAUGUCACCAUGGAACAGCAGGAGGGGGUCACUACACAGCAUACUGUCAGAAUGUGUUCACGGAGCUGUGGUACGAGUUUGAUGAUCAAUAUGUGACUGAAGUAGACGUGAGUCAGGUAGUCAACUGUGAGGCUUAUGUCCUCUUCUACAGGAAGCGCAAUGACCACAUGCACAGUGUUCGCCAAGAGGCCAUGGACCUCAUGAAUAAUCGAGAGCCAAGCCUGAUGCAUUUCUUCGUUUCCAAGCAGUGGAUAAACAGAUUUAACACCUUUGCAGAACCAGGACCUAUAACAAAUGAUGAUUUCCUUUGUCCACAUGGAGGAGUUCCACCACAGAGAUUAGAGUUUAUCGGAGACCUUGUGGAGCCUCUUUCGCAAUCCAUGUGGGAGUAUCUGCAUGAUAGAUUUGGAGGAGGUCCCGCCUGCAAUCACCUGUUUCCAUGUGGACAGUGUCAUAAACAGCUGGAGAUGUUGAGAAACAGGCAGAAAAAAGAGCUAGACGAAUUUAUUAAGCCAAGGGUGCCGAGAAAUAGGCAGAAAACUGAGCUGAAGAAGUUCAUUCAGUUGAAUGAGCGGUUUAAGGAAGAAGACAACCCCAGUGUUAUCUACGCCAUCUCCAUGACCUGGUUUAAGGAAUGGGAAAACUUUGUCAGGGAAAAAGAAGAUCAACCCCCAGACAGUAUCGACAACAAGCGGAUCAGCGUUGUGAAAAAUGGCCAACUUGUUGUUCGGCACAAUUCAGACCAUGGUCAAUUGUCAGGUGAAAUGUGGGAGUUUCUCUACAAUAUCUACGGUGGGGGCCCCGAACUUAUCAUAAAACAAGUUACGCCCCCUCCUGUUGCCGCACAUAGCAAAACUUUAGCCGAACAAGCAAUGAGCGCUCAUGCGAAUAGGUCAGAAAAUGCCAACACCGAAAGAGGGGAUACCAGUAGUAGGUCAGGUGAUACUAGGCAAAGUGGAAAAGGAGAGUUAAGCAAUGAGUCUGUUGAGAGAGUGAAAGACCUUGACGGAGGGAGUAGUGACCUUGGAGAAAGGUCAACUGAGGUUGAGGAGACACAGGCAUGUUUGCAGAAAGAGGAUAGUGAAAGGAUAGAGGAUGAUAUGGAUACAGAAACAGCUAGACUUACUUAUGAUAAUCAGGAAAUGGAAGUCUUCAUAACUGACAAGGAAAACAGUUGCUAAAGAUACCUUGUGAAAUAUUGUUACUUAUUCAAGAACAGAAAUAUUUAUACUUAUUCAAGAACAGGAAUUCUUGUCAAUAUGUGAGAAAAUGGUUUAAUGAUUGAGACGUUAAUGUACAUGUCACGUACAUGUACCCUGAUGUAAAUCAAUAUUUCAUUGUAAAGCUAUGUUACUUCAUGUACCGGUAAUUGAAAUGAAGAUAUUUAUGUUGUAACAUUUACCAUGCAAGAAGAUGAACCAUUGUGAGAUAUAUAUCUUGUGUAUUAUGAAACAGCGAUAUUGACUUAUGAUUUUGAAGAUAAGAUUGUUCAUGUAAAACAAAUUGAACUUCCAAUUUGUAGACAUAUACUUACAAAUUUUGUUCCUUUUUAAUUCUUGCUUUAAUUUUGAAUAAUUUGGUUUCCUUCUUAGAAAUUAUUAUUAUAUUGUUCUUUUGUUGUUGAUGAUGUAUAAAGAAAUACUACAAUGGAUAUUUGUUUUAUGUCAAAAUUUGUUUCAUGUCAAAAUAAGACAAAAAAUGUAUGUGCACAGCAUCCUGUGGACCGAUUUAUUGUGUGUGUUUAAGUAUAAUUGCCUAGUUGAACUGGAUUUAAGAAUAUAGGAACAACUUUUAUAAAUAUGAGUGUCAGAUUAAAAGAGUAUUUAAGAAUACAUGAAAAACAGUGUGUAAUAGUAUAGCUGCAUUGUAGUACGAUACAUUCUCAUCCUGUGAAGUGUAGUGACACUAAUGUGUGUGUUGUUGAUGUUUAACUAUAUCAAACAUACUACAGUUCUUCCAAGAUUUGGGGAAUGAUUGGGGUAUGUUCAUGCAUAAUAAUAUCGUGAUAUGAUACGAGUCAUAAGUACUUUUGUAAUGUUGUCAUUCCAGAUUUCUUCUUAUUUGCUGCUAGUCAGAUUAAUAUGUGUACACACCAAAUAACUCUGAACAGACUGUAGUAUUUGUGUUCAUUAAUGCUUGGUAAUGCAGUUUUGAACCCGAGAGUGCUAUUAUCACGAAUCCUAGGAGAGGUUACGUACAUCGGAAAGAUAUUUGACAAUACAGGGAUGAUAAAAUUCAGAAAUCAGGAUUGAAAGUUUUCCGACUUUUGCGCAUUUGUAAUUAUUUUUUGCUGGACAUUUGCAUUUUGAACAGGCUGAAGCUUAGAAAAAUAUUACACCAGGGGUCUAAGCCUAUUAAAUCUGCUUGUGGUCUCAAGAAGGGCCGCACUUUGAGAUUAUCCCACAGGUAUGAAACAGCUGUUUGCACUGUCUUUGGUACAUGAUCGCUGUUUGCACUGUUAGUCUUGGGUACAUAACCGCUUCAUGGAUUCUAGAAUUUUCUACAAUUUAUUGUAUGUGUUGACCGUUACAUUGAUAAUACAUACGUUACCUGAUGAAGGUAGAUCAGGGUUUCAUUUAUUUUCUUGUUUCAAGAUUUAUUUCACAUCUGUUUCAUGUUGAAAACGCACAUUUAUUUGCAUUUUUAUUUGAGAAAUCCAUGAUACUCCCCUUGAGUAAGUAAAUACAUUACAAGGAUAAUAAAGUGACAUGCAAAGCAACCUUAUACAUGUGUAUGUAUAUGUAAUUUUUAUGAGUUUGUAUAGCAAGGAACUGUAUGAUGUAUACACCCUGGGUUUUGACAAACUAUACCUAAGCCACACUAAAUCGUUAUGUAAGUGGUCUUUACCGCACACAUUUUUACAGAAAAUGCAAGAAAGUAAAAAAACAUUCAAGUGGCCAUUCCAAUUUUACAACAAAAUGGUAAUAUAAAGAAUUGUCAGUCUGAAUGAUUGCUGUGUUUUGAUACUUGUAAAAGCCAAAAUUGGGUUCCUCCUGCUGGAGUACUUGCUUUAAAAUUAGACUUACAGGGGAGAAUCAAGUUACUUUUGUUGAGCACUUGUUCAUUUUUAUUAUAUUGUUCUUUAUAUAUCACCCUUAUUAUGCUGUUUUUAGAGUAAACAUAAUUUUUGUUUUGAUUUUGAUUUCCACUCCCAUCUUUUUAUUUUGCCAAAAUUUAUUUAAAAAAUUAUGUUUUAGGCUCACCGAUGAGUAGUUUUUCCAUACCCAACAUGUAGGUUUGAAUAGAACUUGUGAUAAAUUGCAGUCUGUGUUUGCAAAGUUGUAUGAUGUAGAGAUAAAUGUUAUCGAAAUCCCAGGAGUUCAUCUGAUAAAUGAAUGUACAUACUUUGACUUAGCAAUACCACACAUUUUUUACAUAGUUUGAAUUGUCCUCUUUUUUACACUUUCAUUAUAAGAAACAGAAAGUCAUGAGAAUAUUCAAAUUACUGACAGAAAAAAUAACUUCAUAAGCAUUCUCUGAUUUAUUAUUUAACCUCCAAAAAGUAUAAGCCAGUCUCUGAGAAAACCAGGAAUUGUGACAUUAAGUUAUAGGAUAUCAAUUAUGCUAUUAAGCUGCACUCUCACAGAUUGAAAGUUUGGACGUAUUUUUUAGAUUUGUCUCAGAAUCAGUUCCUUAGUUUCAAUACAGUUAUUUAAGUUAACUCACAAUAGAACAGAUAUCAAUUGUUCGGAAAACAAAUUUCAGAGGGACAAAGGAUUUGUCUUUGUUUGUAUCAAGUUUCCAGAAGUUAGUUGAUACUUCAGGUAUUCAAAGAGACUGGCUUUUAUGUAUUAUUCCCUUACAGCUUUUAGACUUGUCCUCAUGUGAGAUGUGUUCUUGUAUGCUCAAACUGAAAAUUUUGUUUUGUUAGGCCAUACCAAAUUGUUUCUAGGUUUAGUGUCAGAUUUUCAAAUUCAAAACUACCCUUCCAUGAACGAAAAAAAUGUCCAAAAGAAAUAUGCAUAUUAUUCUUAUUAAAACUUCUUUGAGAAUUAUACGGCAAAACAUACUCUCAGAAAAGCUAUUCGGGACCGUGGAACUCGGACACAACUAUGCACUUGCAGGUUCUUAAAUACCAACAGUAAUUCUUUAGUAUGUUUUUUUAUCAUGCACAUACAAAUACUGUAAAUUUUAUACUGUAUUAUACUAUCAUAUAAAGUUUAAUAUAUUUCUUUGACAUAUUUUGGUUUUUGAGAACUGUUGCUUGUUCAGUUUUGAAAGCUCAAAACCUUAUAACCAGAUUGCGCCAUAGAUGGAAGCAAUUCGGCAUGGUCUAUCUAAUCACCAUAGUAAUGCUUCUGUAUCAGAACUUACCGAAAUUGCACCAUGUUUUAUUUAAGCCAUUGUCACCCUUACUUCUUGUUAUUGUAAAAUAAAAAUCCCAAAUGAA